UGACGUCACCGCCCUGAGCGGAAGCGGCGGCGGGGAAGAUGGCGGCGCCGGGGGAGUCGGGAGGGGAGGCGGCGUUCGCGCGGCGCAUCGACCCUGAGCGGGAGCCGGGACUUAGCCCCGAGCAGCGCCAGCUCAUGGCGCAGGUGGAGCGCGCCCAGCGCCAUCGCGCUCUGCAGCGGCGGCUCCGCGGCCGCAACACGCUGCUGGCGCUCGGCAUCGGCGCGGUGGCGGUUGGCAUCUACGGCUACACCUUCUACUCGGUGUCGCAGGAGCGGUUCCUGGAUGAGCUGGAGCAGGAGGCGGAGGCGGCGCGGGCGCGGGCACGGGCGCGGGCCGAGAGCGCAGCGACCUGAUUAGGGAGCGCCCGGCCCAGCCCCGGUGAAGCCCGCGAGUGAGCUGCAGCCCCCGCGGGGCAGGACGGGCUGGAGCACUGGGGGAUCGCCUGGCCGUGAGCACGGGGUAGCCGGCCUUGCGAGGGUCUGGGCUGCUCAGUGCGACCCAGGGAAAUGCACUGAGGGGCUCCCCUGCAGGCAGGGCUUCCUCCCCUGCAGGCAGCCGCCUUUCUCCUGAAGAGCAGACGGGGACUUGGCCAGGGACUUGCUCUUGCGAAGGGCAGGGGUGCCCAGGUCCCUGUCGCUUUCCACAAUAAAUACCCUGUCUGGA
This is a messenger RNA of Chroicocephalus ridibundus (black-headed gull), 663 nucleotides long. RefSeq names its product cytochrome c oxidase assembly factor 3 homolog, mitochondrial. Bases 39 to 353 code for a protein of 104 amino acids. The record is from RefSeq and is a predicted model, not a curated record. Gene Ontology annotation, cellular component: mitochondrial inner membrane. The transcript is spliced from 2 exons. NCBI's taxonomy places the organism in Eukaryota, Metazoa, Chordata, Aves, Charadriiformes, Laridae. Gene Ontology annotation, biological process: mitochondrial respiratory chain complex IV assembly.